ACAUCUAUGGGAGUUCAAGGUGUACAACAAUUGCAAUCAUAUUGGCCUCGUUUACCUUGAAAAUGAGAAAGUUAAUUUGUUCUGAAAAUAAUCUGGUGUCAUUAUAUCAGACAGUUUAAUUCGGUGUUUACCUGUGGUCGAAACCGGCCCAUUUACAACACAACAUCGUGCUGCAUAUAUUCGAUAGGUGUAGGGCUCCAUGCAUUAAGGUACUCGACUGUACAGGGGUCUUGAUUAUACUGAUUUUGUGUACAGGAGACAUGAUUUACGAUGCUAUCGUAUGUUAUUCAUAAUAUAUAAUCCUGUGCAGUUUAUAUUGAGUCGGCACUUCAAAAGGACGUUUCAUUCUUUGUGUACCUUGUUCAUCACUGCUAGUGUUUUGGGGAGAUUAGUCAAUCUUAUCCCGUUCCAAAACCGGACUAGAAGUGUGUGCUCAGAUGGGGAAAACCUUGGUCAAAGUUGCCUAUUUGAGGGAUGCCAGGGUUUAAAUCGCCUCCCGCUAUCAAGUGAGAACGGAAUUUCUAUUGUCCGCUUUUGAUCUCCAAAUGGAGAAAAGAAAAGAUUGAUACAUGGAGAUAGUUUAUUGAAUUUCUGAAUUAAGGUAAAUUCAAGCAUAAUAUUCGGAAAUUCGUAUAUCGUUGACAGUUACAAAGCCAAGAUGCUUGCCAACCAAGGCCCACGUGAAAAGACAGAAAUUAUUGCCAUGGAUUUCCUUAAACAGAGACCAAAAUCAGCGACCAUGAGACUCCGAAACAUCGACAGUUCCCUGAGUGAUCACAGACUGCGGCUCCCGUCUGUCCAAUCAGCGGUCAGCCAAUUCGUACAGCUCAGCAAAGGUAACCGUAGCGCUGGGUCAAGGACGCUCGCUGUCACCCUCCCUGACCCAGAGUCUCAAUGUGAGCAGAUUGUAGGGGAGGACGGGGCGGCGCGGAUGCGUUAUACACACGGCACCCCGUGUGACGCCGACUUGAUGAGCAAAGAACGCUUCAAGACGAUGACGUUGUUGUACCACGAGCUAGCAAUGGAUUCGGUCGACGUCGUGUUCGAUGCAAACAACCCGGAAUCUCGUCGAAGCUGCUCACCGAGAAAGAUGAUUGCUGGAAGUCCGACAUUGCAAGGUAUGCAGGCUCAGAUCGAGUCACUGGCAGAGAGCUUCGCGAGCCGCUGCAAUAUUCCAAAGAGCAGAUCGUUACCAGAAGCUUCCUUUUUUCACAGUCUUCAGUCGAUGACGUCAUCUGAGGACCGAAAGGCGUCACAUGUACAAAACAAACCAAAUGAUAACCAUGAUAAAAGAGAAGAUGAUACAAUUGUUUAUGAAAAGCUACCUCCAGUUGUGACACCGUCUAUAGACGGAAAUGAAACUCCUGUAUUCAAAGAUAUUGACGCAACCGACUUUAAAGAGACCGGAAGUGAACGACGCCACACAUGUCGAAAGAAAUCAGUAAAAAUCAAACAUGGAAAGAAAAGCAAGAAAAAAGAAGCCGAUGAUCACCAUGACUUUGUCGUCACUGAUGGCGUCAUCAAUCCGGAUAUACACAGAGACGCUUACAUCCGGGCUUUGCAAGACGCCAGAUCAAAAUAUUUCCGAAAAGCGCAACCAAAUUCCUUUGUCACCGAACCGUACAAAUUUUCUUAUUUUGAUGUUACCAACAAAAAUGAAAAGGGUAAGCUUCCGAAAGAGAGAGAUUUUCGAAACUAUGUUGGAAUGCGAAGAAUUUUUGGUGAUAUUCGAUUGGAUGAUUAUUAUUCUCUCAGAUAUACGGGAAAAUAUAUUUCCAAAAAACCGGAAGUGAGGACUUUACUAAAAGACAAUGUAUAAUACUACUUAUUUAAUUUUCAUUUCUUGGUGCUAAUUUUAUUGAUUUUUAUAUAGAAAUAAGCCCAUGUCUUGUCUGUUACUACAAAUAGUAAUUUUAUUGAAGAAAAUUUUUAGCAAAAAUUGAGACAAUUAAGGCUUUAAAACUAUUUAAGUAUUUAAAGCUUUUGAAUCUUACAUAUUUCAUGUUUUGAACACAAUUUUCAGCGCUCACUAUGUACUUAAUUGACUUUAUACCCGUUGUUUCUAAAUGACUUUACAUUUACACAUUGUUAAUUGCCAAGCAAAACGCACAAUUCAUUUUAUGAGAAUUUCAUGGACUGAGCACCUUUGUUGAUCAAAACAGAUCCAAGUAAAUAAAUUUGUGUUUACCCGAAUUACGAAGUGUUGCGUGCAUGAUUGCGAACGAUACAGGUACACAGCAUAGAUAAUUAAUGGUACAGAAAAGUCAAUGUUUUACGGGCCGGGAUAUUCUCAGUAUUAUUUCUGAGCGCCAUGAUUUCUCCUUCCAAUUCCACAUGAAU
Molecule: messenger RNA, 2340 nt
Organism: Magallana angulata
Lineage: Eukaryota; Metazoa; Mollusca; Bivalvia; Ostreida; Ostreidae
Exons: 2
Coding region: 659-1819 (386 amino acids)
Source: RefSeq, a predicted model, not a curated record